UUAACUUUUAGUGAAACAGCAAACAAACUGUGAGACCAAAAAAUGGUGGAUAUGAGAAUAUGGAAAACAUUUUUGGUCAAUGUUUGAAAAGCUGCAUUCUAAAAGAAACCUGCUUUCUUUCAACGCGCUUAAAUUUAAAAUCCAUUCCAUUUUUCAUUAAAAUGUAUGACAUUCACAUUAAAUUAACUAAAGGUUUGAAAAUGUUGGUUGUAUCUUACGAAUUAAUUUCAAUCAAAGUGAAAUUUUUGAUACAUGCAACUGAAAUGACUUCAAGUAUAGUUUAUCCUUGUUAGCCAUUUUUACUGCGCUACAAGAAAAAAACAACUAAUGGAGGUUGAUGCGCUGUCAAGGAUGAUCAGUUCAACAUAAUCUGUUCCUCUCUUUGUUUGAUUUUAUUAAACCCUUCUGACUGUCCAAUUAAUUCAAACAUGGAUAAAAUACCACCUCCACCUAAAUCAUUAACUUCCAAUGUAAAUAACUUGGAAAAGGCUGACGAUAAAUCACUAGGAACAUUCAAAGGUAAAGGAUCAUUUUCAUAUGGUUGCAAUAACAGACUGGAUGAAGAGCUGAUGAAAUUGAGAAGAGAAAUGGUUGGUUUGCGUCAGUUUGAUAUGUCAUUGCUAUCACAAUUGAAUGCCCUAAAACAAAGUAUUUCUGAAUACAAAAAAGCUCUCAAUAUUAUUGUAAAUGGAGAUGAUAUUGGCAAUUAUGGAGACAAUCAGUUCAACUCAUAUAGCUCAUCGCGACUGAAUAUGGAUCAAGAGAAUGAUCUUCCAGAUGAAGGAGAUGAUAUUGAUGGUGAGGAUUGUACCUCAGACGAUGAAAGGGAAGAGGAUGGUGAAGAAGAGAACAGUGAAAGGUCUUCAGAAUCAACAGUUUAAUCAUUCUGAUAAUUUUUAAUGAUCAGUGACUACUUAUUUUACUUUUAACCAUUACUUUAAACCUUUGAACAUUCUCAAUCCACUGUUUUCUUCUAUUCCAUCAUCAAUGGUAAUACUCACCACUAUAUCAUUAUUGUUUGAGUAACUGGCCGAAAAGGGUGCCAAAUUUAAUUAUUAAAAUGUAAUUGGAUAAAUGAUUAAUAAUCUUAAACUAUUAAAAUAGCAAACAUUGGACAUAAAUUUUACAUGAUUCCAAGUUGAAAUCUCGAGAACUCAUCCUGAUUCAACUUUGAACUCUUUGUUAUCUCAUAAAAAUUAUUGAUGAAUCAAUUAUUAAAUCACAAGAAGAGAUCUUUUAUUGCCACAUUUGAGUAAUAUGAACUUACAUAGCAUGGUUCUAUUAAUUCAGUAAAGAGAUUAUAAUCAUUCUUAUUCAGGAAAAAUAGUCAAGAACCUCUUGAGAUCGUAAAGUGAUUAUGCAUUACAUGUACAACAUUAAUCUUUCCUGGUUGAUAAUCUGUAAUUUGAGCUAAAAACACGCAGUAUAUUUUAGAUUCAUCGUUUAAAAGUCAGUUAAAUCAAUAUUUGAAGCCGGAGAUUAGAUAGAAAAUAAAAUUGUUGAUUGAGUAUUCAUUAUUGAAUUCAAAUUGUAACCGAGAAGCGAAAACAAAUUGACAAGGAGGAGCCAUAAGCAACUGACAGUCGCUUUGGACCAGUAAACUGUGUUGUCCAAUAACAUUCAUUCAUAAGCCAAACAAUCUUUUUGUAUAUUCAUCAUUAAAAGCACCUUUUAUGCUCCUGUCAGUUGGUUUACCAUUUAUUUAUUGGUAUACAAUGGAUCCAGUAUCACAUCUUUUAAAAAAUUGUGUCUGUCUUUAUUGUUUUUUGUGCUUUAAACCAUGAAUGGAUUUGAAAUUCUAACCUGAUUAACGAGGUCCAUUGUUGCCUUCAAGGAUGUCUGCUACCAAAAAAAAGGAGCGGCAAAAGUUGAUAAAAUGUUUUCUCAUUUUGAAGCCCUCUGAAAAAGAUCGUCGAAAAAUUAUUGUUGUUACAAAAUAUUGUCCACCUCCAACUGGUUCCUCAAACUCUGGUACCACUGAUGGACCUCAUGAUGAAAUUCAUUCCUCCUCGGGCGAUAAAUCAACUCAAAUUCAGUCACAUCAAUCAUCUGGUGAUCUGCAAAAGACUAACACAAAUCAAAUGACAGUUAUUGAUGAUAUUGAUGAAAGCUCGUUAACAUUGUUCUGUUUGCCUAAUGGUGGUGAAGUGAGUUCAACUCGUCUUCAGCCUUCUUUUCAUUCUUUUUUGAUCACAAAACAAAAUGGUUCACGUGUAUAUGGAUCUACCCUGACCAUUUGGGAAAGGAUAAAAACUGGUGAAGAUGCAGAUCGUUAUAUCAACAAGGCACUUUGUUUUCUCACCAGUUUACCAUUUGUUGCUGCCAUGAAUAAACUAUUGGUAUAUAUUUAUGAGAAUAACUGCAGUCUUGGUGUUGUACAAAGCAUAUGUGACCUAAAGAUGCCAAGUAGAGGAAAAUGUAUGAAAUUAAAAUUGCCAAAGAGCCGCUAUAUUGUAAGCUAUCAAUAUCAUCAACAACAACAAAAUCAACAGACUACUAAUUCUGAGAAUCAGGCUAACAGUGGAUCUGGAGUUAUUAAAAAUUGUUUGCAUGAAGAAAUAUACAUUUAUCGAGGCCUUUCAUCGUUUCCGCUGUUCGAUUAUCCAUUACGUCAAUUAUUUGUUGAAAUAUUGACACCGGAACAGUUUUUAAAUGCCUUUAUUGCAACCCUACUCGAGUACCAGUUACUAAUUAUUUCGGAAAGUUAUUAUAAGCUGAUGAUGGUUGCUGAAGCCUUAACCUCACUCCUUCUUCCAUUCUCCUGGCAACAUGUAUAUGUUCCCAUUCUACCAACCAAAUUAGGUUUACACUUCCUUGAUGCUCCUACUCCGUACAUUAUGGGUAUCAAUAGCAGCAGUAAAGACGCGGUCAAUAUUUCAUCAGUUUUUACUGGUUCCAUGGCAAGCAGUAUCCAAUGUAGAAUUGAUUGUGAUACAGGAAAGAUAGACUAUUUCUUUGAUGAGGAUGCAGCCUUAGAGGAUGAUCUACUCACAGAGAUACCACCUUUUAUUGAAGAACUCAAAAAUGAAAUAGAAUCAAUAUUAUCUUCUGAACCUAGACUACAAGGACUGCUCAAUUUCUCUAGUGAAAAUAGCCUAUCAAUGCCUGUCAAAGUAAAAGAAACUUUUUCCUCCGAAUUUACCUAUUUGGACGAUUUAAAGUUAAAUCAAACGCUUAGGAUUGCAUUUUUAAAAUGUAUUAGAAAAAAUAUUUUGUCGGACCAUGAAAAGUUUAUUGUCACUACAUCAACACGAAAAGAUGCUGUUACUUUUGAUACUGUUUCCUACCUAUGUGAUCAACCUGAUUCAACGAGAAAUUUUCUUUCCAAAUUUCUGAAAACUCAAAUGUUUGUCAGUUUCAUUGAUGAAAGUGUCAAAAAGAUGCACAAAUCAAAGCAAAGUAUUUACUCAAGUCAGCAGUCUCUAAUGAUUACUUCAGCUUAUGGAACGGAAGAAAUGGAUGAACCACUAUUAGGAGAUGCCGAUUUAGAUGGCAAAUUUUUCAAUGCUCGGGAAAUACCUUUCACAGAAGUAGUUAUUGACCCAUUAGUUGCCUCAUCGAAUGAUUUGAGUAAUAGUCGUUUAUUAGCUUCGCCGAUGAGACGUCAUCGACCUCGAACUCCAGCAAGUGAAGCAAGUUCCCUCAGACGCGGCCGAACUACUAGUGAAAGUGGUGAUGAUGAUAGUCAGCAGCAAAACAAUGCAAGUGAUGUUCUUUCUAGUCCAUUCCGAGUGCCCACUGCUUUAGCAGCCCAAACUAAUUGGAAGGUUGUUGAGUCAUUAUUAAGAGAAAUCAAAGUCAGGACUAAGCGAAUCCUCUUAGCUAAAAUGGGCAAUGAAGAAAUCGCUCCUUUGGGCGUUGGAUCACCUGAAGACAUGGAAGAGAAUACGUUAAUUGCAUCUCUGUGUGAUUUAAUUGAAAGAAUCUGGAGCCAUGCAAGAGCAAAUGAUAAGGAAAUGGUUCGAUGCUCUUUUUGGUCUCAUGUAGUUGCCUUUGCUACAUUACAGAGGGAAGAUGGAGAUAGCUCACAAAUUGAUUCAAGUCUAUUAACUCCUGCCCUUGCUUGGGUUCUUUUGCGGAAAAGAAUCGAUUCUUUAAGCCGUAUGUCAUUAGACUCUGGUUCAUCUUCAUCCAUAUCAAAUCCGCCUUCACCCUCCAAAGAUUUAUCCAGCUCAAACGAUUAUUUAAAACCACUUCCAAAUACAUUCUAUUAUGAUUACAAAUCUGUCCAAUCAAUGAAAGAUAUAAAAACCGAGAUUGGCAAGAGUCGUGCAUUCAUUCGCUUAGCUUUGGAACGUAAACUUUUAAGUAAACAUUUACGAGUACUGUUAAGUAACCAUGAAUUGGUCUCAUCAAUGUACAAAAGAUAUGCGUUUCUUCGGUGUGAAGAAGAACGUGAACAAUUUUUGACUCACUUAUUGACUCUCAACGCUGUUGAUAUACUUUGCUUUACAAAUACAUUUUCAACUUCUUCAUUGACAUAUACAUUGGUUAUCGAAGGUUCAGGUCCACUGACUGGUUGGAUAUCGUUAAGUGGAACACUUGCCCAAUCUAAUGAAAUAGCUUUGACAAAUAUUUCCAAUAUAUUCACAUUCAAACAUAUUAAUUUAGGCUUAAUCAACUCAAUGACUGUUUCAGUCAGUCUUUCAACCAAAAUUUUCAUCGGACAUUGCUUUGUUAGAAAUGAAGUUACCGGACACUUGUUUAAAUUUGUUUGCCAUCGUUGGUUUGGUCGAAAUAUUGAGGACGGAGCCACAGAAAGAGUCUUACUUGGAGAGGUAGUUAGUAAUUCAUGUAUUGGAGAAAUUUUGAAAAAAAGCCAAACACGAUCAUCUUCAAUCGGACGUCAUUGGGCGCGUUCAACUAGUAGUUAUCGAGAGGAAUCGCUUGAAGUUCAAGAGCUUCAGCAAAUGCUUGGUGAAAUUGUUAAUGAAAUGGUUCGCCUGUAUUAUAAUCAUUAUGGUCAAACCUUUAAUAAUCACUCCACUAAAAAUGAUCAUCAUCGUAAUUUAUAUCUAUCUCCAUUGAAGAAAAAUGUCGCAAGACCGACGCGUAAUCAUCCAAGUAGGUCUUCGAAUAACCUUUCAACCUCCACUUAUUCCUCUAGGUUAUUCAAUAAUCGAUCUUCAGUUCAUCAAAAAACCCUAGUCACUCUCAUCUUUGGGGAGAAGCAACUUUUAUGGACGCUUUUACAAAUAUUUUAUAAUGAUUUCAAAAGACGAAGCCGAUCUUCUUUCCGAAAACAAAUUUUCUUAUGGGAUUAUCUUUUAGCAAUAAUAUGUGAGCUCAAACUAAACAACUCAGAAACGCGUGAACCUGUUAUGGAUAAAAUGAUCAGUUUAGUUGAAACCAUUUCAGCGGAAGCAGCGAAUUGGGGAAAAGACUCAAAAUUUCAAUUAUUCCUUAUCUUGUCCAUUCGAGAUCAUUAUUUAACCAAAUUUUUGAAGUAUCUUUCAAAGCCCCACAUGGCUUCUCAAUAUUAUGAGACUAACUCUUUUCUUCGGAAUCCCAUUUUGAUGACAUCCCUUCUUCAAAUUCUUGGUACCUUUGAUGAAAUGAAACUUUCAAUUGACAGCUCUUUCACAAAAGGCUUGUGAAAACAAAUCUUUCAACAAAUUGAAACGCCAAAACGAAGUCGAUUACAUUUUCUCCAACAUUUAAUCUAAUUCUCUUUUUUAUUUAAUUGUGCCAUAUUCCUCGUUGUCGAGAUAAAUCGAAACAAAGCUUCAUUUUUUGAUCAAUUGUAUUUUGUUCAACCAAAUCUUAAUCAUAGUAGACAAUUGUUUUUAUUGAAUAAAAAUGAUCAACUAUUUAAAUGUCAA
Tetranychus urticae (two-spotted spider mite) is the source of this 5822-nucleotide messenger RNA. It is a transcript of the gene pns, whose product is annotated as DENN domain containing pinstripe. The record is from RefSeq and is a predicted model, not a curated record. Lineage: Eukaryota; Metazoa; Arthropoda; Arachnida; Trombidiformes; Tetranychidae. Gene Ontology annotation, molecular function: small GTPase binding; guanyl-nucleotide exchange factor activity.